GUGGUCUCGUACAUGUGUGUAAGCGAUGUGUGUUUUGAUCGUAGAAUAUCUUCGAAAUGUGAAGUGUUAGUGCCGAGGCCGUUUAAAUUCUUUAACCUUUGAGGGUUUGAAUAAAAUCGUGGUGAAUUUUUCCUCCCACCAAGUUAAUCAGUGAGUGAAUUUACAAUGUGAACUACUUCCAUGAGGAAUACCUUGAAUUUCUACUGCGUUGAGUUUUGGGCACGUUAUGGCUGAAAAUUUGCUACAGGGUCUACAAUCGGCCGCAAAUUCCACAUCACAAGCUGGGACCCUGCAAUAUUUUGAACAGCUGAAAAAUUCAGAAGAUGGAUGGAAACUUUGCGGUGAUGCUCUCGUUCGAAAUCUUUACAGUGAUGAAACUGUCAAGUUCUUCUGCUUCCAAGUUCUAGAGCAUCAGAUUAAAACAAGCCAUGCUGCAGCCUCACCACUAAAUCAGUGUACAGCAAGAAACAUCCUUUUAACUUGGCUCAGAAAUCAGUGUUGCAGUAAAACAGAUGAUAAAAACUUUUUAAAGAAUAAGGCUGCUCAAGUGUUCAGUUUGAUCUUUGUGCGUGAUUAUCCUGAAGGGUGGCCAACAUUUUUCUCAGACCUUCUCCAGUGCUUGCAGUUUGGUGCCCAAGCAGUAGACAUGUACCUGAGAAUUUUGAAAGCAAUUGAUGAGGAAGUAGUUGACAGAGAUGUCAUAAGAAAUCAGCAGGAUGCAGAGAGAAACAUGAAGAUCAAAGAUACAAUCAGAGACACCUGCAUCACAGAUCUUGUAGAUUCUUGGUAUCAUAUCUUGAAUACCUACGAGAACAGUUUAUCAUCACUGACAUGCUUAUGCCUGGAUGUUAUUGGAGCUUAUAUUGAAUGGAUUGACAUUGGCUUGAUAGCAAAUGAUAGAUUUAUAAGUGCACUUCUCAGAUACAUGUCAGUGGAAGUCCUCCGUGAGAGUGCUUGCGAUUGUAUCCAUGAGGUCAUCAUGAAGGGAAUGGAGCCAGUGGCGAAACGGGAACUGGUUGAGUCUCUUGUCAGUGUUUUAGAGAAAAGUGGAAUCCUUCAGCUGCAAGAGGAUGAAGAUGCUGAUUUUUUAGCUAAAGUGUCAAAAUUGAUGAAUGCUGUGGGAACACAACUUCUUAACAGCUACAGCAAGCUUACAAAAUCUGGUGAUACAGAAGCAGCAGCAAAGUGCCUCCAUGCCGCUGAGGAGAAGAUGCAAUACUUGUUUAGAUUUCUUAGUCAUGAUGAUGAUGAUGUGUCUCAGAAUGUGUCUGGAUUUGGAUACGCUUACUUGACCGUCCUGAAGCAGAUUGCAAAUCCAAAUGAACAACAGAAAGCAAACUUGAGGGCAAUUUUGCAUGUCAUUAUCAACAAGAUGAAGUAUGAUGAAUCAUACAACUUUGAUCAUGAGGGUGAAGAUGAAGUGAUGUUCAUGGAAUAUAGAAAGGAAAUGAAGAUCUUAUUUGACAAUAUUGCUCAGCUGGACCCUGAUCUGGUGCUGGUGUCAGUUCACAAUAUUUUGAACUCAACAUUUGGGCAAUUAGAUGGAGCCAAGUUUAUGGAUGUGGAGAUAGCUGUACGAGUUCUUUACAUGGUUGGAGAAGCGAUGUCGAUGCAGCAAUUGUACUCGGAUGCCUCAAAGUUUUCAGCGCUUCAGCAAAUGAUGAGUUUGUUGGUGACCAGUAAUGUAUCUUGCUACAACCACUCAUCUGUGGCUCAAAUGUUCUUUGAGACAGUUGUCAGGUACGACAGAUUUUUUAGCAGCCAGGGUCAACACAUUCCCACAGUACUGAUUGCCUUCCUGGACGAGAGAGGACUCCGCAACCCAAACUGCACAGUCAGGAGCCGAUGUUCCUAUCUGUUCUCAAGGUUUAUUAAAUCUCACAAGGCAAACAUGCUGAACUAUGCACAUGACGUUUUAAAAAGACUGCAAGGACUUCUUGUCAUAUCCGCAGAAAAUGGUUACCAGCAGCUUCUAUCUGCUGAUGAUCAGUUGUUCCUUUAUGAGAGCGCAGGGAUACUGAUAGUCGCUAGUGGAGCAGUACCAGAGAAGCAGCUGAUGUAUAUGAAGGACUUACUGUCCCCGAUCAUCGAAAAGUUUGAUUCAAUUGUCACCAAGCUCAUGUCGGAGACUGACGAUGCCUCUUCCUUGGUGUAUGCCCAGCAGCUUUAUCAUCUGGUUGCCUAUGCAAGUCGAGCCAGUAAAGCUUUCCCCAAUCAGCAAGCCCUGAAAGCCAGUGGUUGUGCACCAUGUUUCACAGAGGCUUUGCCGAUUUUCCUCAGAGCACUUCACAUACCCAUCCAUCGAGACACCAUCCACUCUGGGGUGCGGCAGUACCUGCACAGGAUGAUUGUAUGCCUGGGUGAGGAAGUACUACCCUUCAUCCCUGUUGCAGUUUCGCAUCUACUGGAAGGUUGCACGGCGCGGGACAUUCAAGAAUUCAUUCCGCUUAUCAAUCAGAUCAUCAGCAGAUUCAAGACUCAAAUUGGGCCUUUCCUGAGGGAAGUUUUUAUGGCAAUUGUAAACAGAAUCUUCAUAGUCCUUGGCAAACCAGCGGAUGCAAAAGAUGCACAGGCAGUCAAGGAGAAGGAAACUCUGAGGCGUAGUUACUUCCUGUUUGUGGGUGCUGUGGUAACCAAUGAUGUAACAGGGGUCCUCACCUCUCAAACUCCGCAAGAUCUACACCAAGUGUUGUUGACCUUGAUUCAAGGAGGAGUAGAGUUUCCAGACCCAGUGGCGCAAAAGAUUUCUUUCAACAUUCUUCGUAAACUGGUUGAACUCUGGGGUGGCAGCAAUGGAUUGAAUGGUUUCAGAGAGUUCAUCUACGAAAGUAUUGUACCUGCGUCGUUUAUGGCUCCUAUGAAGUCGAACUUUGACAUGAAUGACGCACAGACUAUUUUGGCUUUGCAGGAAAUUGCUCUUACGCAGAAAAUGAUUCUGCAGAAACAGGGAGUGGAGUUUAUAGAAUUCCUACAGAGCAAAUACCUUCCAACACUACAGAUAGCACCAGGACUUAUUCAGGAGUAUAUAAGCGCCUUACAGCACGCAGACAUCAAAACCUUUAAGAACUAUAUAAAGGCUUUUUUCACUAACCUUCGUUCUUGACCAAGGCUUAGCCCCUUCAGCAUACGACGAAGGGAACGAAUAUUGUUUUAUAAUAAUUUAAUUUUGUGUAGUGACAGAGUGUUGGUUGUAAAAUCAGAGCAUAGAGUUUAAAUUUAAUUUUAUCAUAAAGAUGACACAGCGUUUCCGAAUCAGGGAAUAGAAUGAAGUGUCAAACACAAAAUUCUAAAGAUCCAAAAGUUGAAUGAUGUUCACAAUUUAUCUUUUACAAGAAGUCCAUAUUUGCGCGAAGCCCAAAACUGUUCUUGAAUGGGCAUAAAUGUUUAGAAAUUUUCCAGCCUAUACUUGACUACUUAAUAAGCUCUUCUUUAUUUUCCGGAGAGGUAGGAUUUCGUAAACCUGCUCAAAUUGAAAAUCUUUUCUCGUGUAAAUAGAAAAUGUUACCAAAUUUUCGACAAAUUCUUCCAAAAUGGUAAUAAGGGCAUAGAGUUUUGGUGGUGGGCUUUCCUGUAAAAGCGGCAGCAGUUUUGUCUAAAAGUAGUUAAAGAAUCUUUAUUUAAGGGUACCAAAAUCAAUCUCCUUGAAAAGGGGUGCAACAGAUCCAAUUUUACGUCUAGAAGGUAAAAAAAAAAUCAUUCUGCCAAGAAACAAACAAAUUAUAUGUAUCUUCAACAGUGCACUUUUCAGAAGAACGCACUAGUUGAGAAAGCCUAGGGCAGAGUGUCUCCAUCGUGCUCAGUUCCAGUAUCAAAAUAUCAAUUCUCUGCAUCGUCUGCCUUCCAUUUGAUAUACGAUUAGUUCUGAGAAUUUGGUGGUGAAUUAAGCAAUAUUCCGCAGUUGAUGAUUUUUCUUGCUUUCCACCAUCUUUCUUCUCGAACUUGUUGAAAUCGUAAGGCGGCGAAAUCUCUCUUUGGGUCACCCCUGAAGGAAUGAAAGGGUGAAAUUUUGAAUCUUAGUUAGGAAACCAGUCAGUACAUAUUUUUUUGUUUUGUUUUGUUUUGUUUUGCUCUUUUUUUUGUUUUUGUUUUUUUUUUGUUUUUUUUUUGUUUUUUUGUUUUUUUUUGUUUUGGAUUCACUUGCAGGUCUCCAAUCACCAAAAAUAUCCAGCAAAAAAAUUCCCUUACUCACUAAAAUGCAAAUAUUUUCACAUUAUUGCCCAAAGGCGGACAAGAAAAGUCCAAUUCGGACUCAAAGUCGGCUUUCGCUUUAGCCGGGUUCUAAGUAAUGUUAAUUUUAUUAUUAAAAAUUAUUUGAAGACCUUGAUAUAAGGAGUUAGGGUACAUUGUUGAUAGAAUCGCAUCAUGGAAUAAAAUCUCGCAUUCUGAUUGGUUAACAAAGCGAAGAGAGUUUGAAAACGAGGCUAAGUGAUAUUGUUUGGCAUCUAUGUGUAUAUAACAACUGUAAGUAAUGUUGUUUUCUUUUUUUUCUUGUUUUUAUUCAAUUAUGCGAUUCAAGGAAAAGUCCAUUACUUGACUCGUGAA
Messenger RNA from Stylophora pistillata, 4542 nucleotides. Its product is annotated as exportin-T. Gene Ontology annotation, cellular component: nuclear matrix; nuclear pore; cytoplasm. Lineage: Eukaryota; Metazoa; Cnidaria; Anthozoa; Scleractinia; Pocilloporidae. Gene Ontology annotation, molecular function: small GTPase binding; tRNA binding. Gene Ontology annotation, biological process: tRNA re-export from nucleus. The record is from RefSeq and is a predicted model, not a curated record.